CAGCCAGCUACAGCUAACUCCUGCAGUCUAUCUCCACAGUCCUCACUCAGUCCAGCCCAGCAGCACACAGCUCCUCACUGCUACACCAGCACUGCUACCUCCUAUUUACCACUUGCUUUUUACAAUGAGAGAAAAGCACUGAGGACAUGAAGAGUGGGUCCUUCAGUGACUGACUCUAGUUCUGGAUCAGAGACGAGCAAAAUGGAACCAGUAACAAAGUGGACUCCCAGUCAGGUGGUGGACUGGAUGAAAGGCCUGGACGACAGUCUCCAACAGUACAUUCCGAACUUCGUGAAGGAGAAGAUCAGCGGAGAGCAGCUGCUAAAGAUCUCCCACCAGGACCUGGAGGAUCUGGCCAUGAGUCGCAUCGGACACCAGGAGCUCAUCUUGGAGGCUGUAGACCUGCUCUGUGCUCUGAACUAUGGGGUGGAGACUGAUAACCUGAAGACUUUGGUUGGCCGGAUGAGGGCAGCGUCCUAUAACCUGCACAACUGCGCUUCAGAGAGGAGGAAAAAUCCCUCAUAUGAGAGCAGCACUUCCAGCAAACCACCUAAUGAGUUCCUAACUGCAGUGGUGGAGCUCAUAGGGACAGCCAAGAGCAUGCUGGCCUGGCUGGACAGGACUCCUCUGACGGGCAUCAGUGACUUCACCUCCACCAAGAACAGGAUCAUCCAGCUGUGCUUGGAGCUCACCACCACUGUACAAAAGGACUGCACUGUGUAUGAAAUGGAGGAGAAGAUAUUGGAAGUGGCUCGAGUUUUGACUGGAAUCUGUGAUGCAACCAUGAGGAUGACAUCUGAUCCCUUAAAGAACCGCACAGCCUGUCUAGAGGAGGUUCACAUCACCAACAUCAAGCCAGGAGAGGGCCUAGGAAUGUACAUUAAAUCCACCUAUGAUGGAUUACAUGUUAUCACAGGAACCACAGAACACUCACCUGCAGACAGGACUCAGCGGAUCCACGCAGGAGACGAGGUGGUGCAGGUCAACAGACAGACAGUGGUGGGCUGGCAGCUGAAGAACCUGGUAGCAAAGCUAAAGGAGGAUCCUCAGGGUGUUGUUCUGACUCUGAAGAAGAGGCCUUCAGGAACCUGCAGUUUCACCCCUGCUCCAUUAAAGAACCUCAGAUGGAAGCCCCUGGCUGGGCAGAACGGCCCUUAUGCUCCCGCAGCCCAGGUACCCCAGCCUCCUGUGGAGAACAGUGUUAAAAAAGAGAAGCCAGCCAUAUUGGACCUGUACAUCCCCCCUCCCCCGGCUGUGCCCUACGCUCCACGAGAUGUAAAGUCCAGUGUCUGUUCUGGUGUGACGAUGAGGACAAAACGUCAUGAAUCACCCAACUCAUCUCUGGACCGGGCAGGCAGGCGGCGCUCCAACCUCUCUGACUACAUCGCCAACCAGCCGGUCAUUGUCGUCCCCCCACCAGAACCUGUAGUCCCACAGGCCAGACUCCGCCAACGCACGCCCUCUAGAGGAAAGCCGCGGCCCGUGUCCAUGCCGGCAGACGCCUGUCUGGGCCUAUCCCACUCUCCCUGCCCACCCCGCGGGCUGGGAAGGAAAGGUGAAGACGCAUUGCGGCGCUAUCUGAGUAAUGAAAGAAUCCCCACCAUCUCAGAGGAGUCCCCAUGUUACCCCGUCCCGUACAGACCCACAGGUGCACGGCUGGUCCGAGGGGUCGACCACAUCCGGGGCAGUCAGUGUUUCAUCAAUGCUGAUCUGCACAACAGCGCCACCAUUCCAUACCAGGAGGCAGUGGCCAGGAAAAAAACUUCAAAAAGCUCCAAAAGACCUCCAUCAGAGUCCUCCCUGUUCAGCAGCUGGCUCUCUAAACUCAAACUCUUCUCACAUUAUCUGAGAGGUUUCUCAUUAGUCAGCAUGUCCUCCUCCACCACAGUGUUCCUGAGAGCCAUUUUAUACACAACCUGGAAACUGCAGUUACUCCAAUGCUGGCUGCAGAACUUGCUUUCUCCUCCCUCUGCUUCACCAGUGGAGAUCAACAUGGAUCAGUCUAUUCCUCUCCAAGACUUUACCAGUGUGAGGUGUCAAGAUAAUGUUGUGAUGAGUCGGAGGAGAGUGUCGGUGAAGGACCUUGGAAAGGUGGACUGUCAGGGCUGGCUGUACAAAAAGAGAGAGAACAGAGGAUUUCUGGGGCAUAAAUGGAAGAAGUACUGGUUUGUGCUGAAGGGAAGCUCUGUGUACUGGUACACCGGGGUAUCGGACGAGAAGGCAGAAGGAUACAUCAACCUGAAAGACUUUACUCUGGACCAGGCACAGGAGUGCAGAAAGAAGUUUGCGAUUAAAGCCAGCCACCCGCAGGUUGUGACUCUCUUCUUUGCAGCUGAGAAUACGAAAGACAUGCACAAGUGGUUGAGUAAGCUAACUGAAGCUGCCAGCAAGCAGGAGCCCACAGACACUGCGGGUGAAGAGUGUUACAGUGAAGCCAGUGAUGAUGAGGAUGAGGAGCAAGAUUCAGCAGAAACGUGUGCACAGGACACUGAGCAGCUCACCACCAGCUCCAUCAAUGGCUGUUUCCCUCCUCCACGCUCCUGUUCCUCUCCAUGUCCAGUGAUGAUUCCCCUGGUGUCUCCCGUUGGUAACAGUACAGAUUGUGCAAGUUCAGACACAGAGUCAUGGCUGGAGCUCAGUUCUGACUCCCACGCCCUUCAGGUGUCCAUCAGCGAGGAAAGUGGACCUGGGCACCUGCAGGACUUCCACAGUGAUGAACAUCCUCCAUCUGAUGAGUUGGAGAUGCUGUAUUUUGACCUCAAACAUGCCAGCCUUACGCCAUGUGGAACACUUCAGCCUUUAUCCAAGAGAGACUACAGGUCCUCCUUUAUCAGACGCUGCAAAAACGACACCAUCAACGAGAAACUGCACCUAGUGAGGACCCUCAACAGCACUUUAAAGGCCAAAGAGGCAGACCUUCUGGCUAUAGAGCAGGUUCUGGGUGAUUCUGCUUUGGAAGCCAGUAAAUACCGUCUGUGGAGGAGUGCUAAUGUGCUCUUGAUGGAGGAGAUCAGCCACAAGGUUCAAACUGCGGAGGAAACAUUGCAAACCCCUCAGCUUAUUGAGCCCCUUCAAACUCCUCCACAAUGUUCCCCUCCAGCUAUUUACGCAGAGACCACCCUGUGAGUGCAGUAGCAAGAAUCGUCUAUUAAUUUAAAUGUUUUAAAUUAUACAGUAUUGGACCUUCUUACAGGUUAGAUUUUUUAAGUGUUACUUUUUAAUGUAAUUUAAGAAGCAUGGCUCUAUUCAUCAGCAUCCUCUGUUAAUUUAAUUUGUAUGUCAUUUUAGACUAUAGUAUUAAAUGAACUCUGCUUGGUUUUAAGAGUUUGAAAUGUUGUGGGUCUGAGGCAGAUGGCAGAUGGCAGUAUUGAGAUUCUGUUAAUGCUGCAAUAACUCGUUUCUGGGUGUUCAGGAAAAUGUAAGAUCACAUGUUUUUGUCCUUUUUUAGUCCAAAAGAUAUUUAAAUAUGGUACACUUUGCAAUUCAGAAGCAUGUGAGUGAAUGUUUUUAUCACUCUAACUUGUGAAUACUGUGAAAACCAUUCUGCACUCCAAUCGUAUAAGGGGAUACACUUGCUAUCUAUCACUAAAUGUUCAUUUCAGUAAAAAAAACACUUUAUCACUGUUACCUUCACACACCUUCUACUGUAAUUCUGCCUCAUGGUAAAAAAAAGGUGAUGUAUAGCUUUGUUUCAGACAUGGACAUUUCAUGGUUUAUGUUUUAAUAUCCAACUCCAGGCCUAGCAAAUUCUCACUGGUUGUUAGUCAUGGUUAUAAGAACCCUCCUCAUCUGAUGGAGUGUUGUGUGGUAUGAAUGGGAUAGAGUUAAAUUCUUCUUUUAAGGCAUAACUUGCAGAUAAAAAUGUUUUUUAGUGUUUUAGAUAAAUGUGUGUUUACUACUGUAAAUAAUAUCCUGAUGUAUUAUAUUCAGUAUGUUGCUAUGUCUAUGGAUGAUUGUUUGUUUUGUAAAAUAUUUUUGUUUUUUUUAAAUGUGUGUCAUUCUGUAAAUUAAAUACUUAGUGCUGGUGACAAUUAUUA
Messenger RNA from Astyanax mexicanus (Mexican tetra), 4037 nucleotides. Its product is annotated as connector enhancer of kinase suppressor of ras 3. Gene Ontology annotation, molecular function: protein binding. Gene Ontology annotation, cellular component: cytoplasm; membrane. Bases 202 to 3126 code for a protein of 974 amino acids. NCBI's taxonomy places the organism in Eukaryota, Metazoa, Chordata, Actinopteri, Characiformes, Acestrorhamphidae. The record is from RefSeq and is a predicted model, not a curated record. The transcript is spliced from 24 exons. Gene Ontology annotation, biological process: regulation of signal transduction.